This is a messenger RNA of Macadamia integrifolia, 2837 nucleotides long. Its product is annotated as transcription factor bHLH143-like. Lineage: Eukaryota; Viridiplantae; Streptophyta; Magnoliopsida; Proteales; Proteaceae. The record is from RefSeq and is a predicted model, not a curated record. The transcript is spliced from 4 exons. Gene Ontology annotation, molecular function: protein dimerization activity. Bases 917 to 2011 code for a protein of 364 amino acids.
UUUGACUAUAGCGUGUGAGUGCUCUUCUGAGAAUUCUCUCCAAGUUCAUGUCCGUCUUCUUGUCUACUUUCCCUUUCCUUUCUGGGUUCUUCUGAUUCCGCUUUUUAGGCUUCUCCAUCCAACUGGGUAACUGAGAUCUGAAGCUUUAAUCACGGUUUCAACUUGUUUAUUCUCUGGUAGUUGAGUUGUAGCAGAAGAAAUAGUCGUGGCUACUUCUGUUUGGAAAGAGACAGCAUGCGGUGGUUGAGUCUGUCUGUUGAUGUGUUCCGAAGUUUUACUUCUUUGAAUCUGUAUUGUCGAGUUAUUCUGUAAAUCUCCCUGCUUGGAUUAAACCCCAAUUCACUCGUCUUCUUUUUUGCUAAUCUGUCCAUGGGAUCCAACCUCUUCGUUUUUAUUCCUCGCUACGUGCUUCAGAUUAUCUGAGAAUUAAAGACAAAUCAAACUAACCCUCUUGUUAGGGCUUAAUCUUUUUCUGUUAUAAACUUGUAAUCUGAUCUGGGUUUGCAGUUUAACCCUUUAUCUGGUUUUUUCCUUUGUCCAUCUUUUAGUUUGAUUCUUCCUUUCGAGUGUCAAUUGGUUUUCGGAUAGAUUGUGGGUUUCUUUUUACAAGGGUGAAAAAGUAGUUAUGGUGUGCCAAGCAGCGAGCCAGACAAGAUUCCGGGCAUUGAAACAUGAGAAUGGGAUUGCAGGGAGCGCGACCAUUAUAGUUAGAGUUAUAGCAUGCUUUCAUCAAUUGCAGGAUUGCCAGGCUGAGUACUUUCGUCAUUUGCUGAAGCCCGUAACGUAGAUUAGUAGAUUGAUCGUCGUUGUUAAUAUUCUUCGAAUUAAGCUGGAGAUUAUAGUUUUCUUUGAUCCUGAGUGAGGCAACAAACAAAAUAUUUCUUACCUAUUACUCACUGGUGAUUGUGUUAGUUUAAUGGGAAAGAACUGUGGUUCUUGGAUUCAUCAGCAGCAUUCUGCUUUGCAACAAUUCAAUAUGAAUUGCACGAGCCCUAUGCCGGAUCUGGGCCUGGAUAAUACUUUCCCUGCUUAUGCAAACCCUCAGUCUCGAAUGGCUUCUGGUGAUGGCACAUUGCCUGUACCGGGGUUUGCUUUUCCUGAGCUCGGUCAGUUGAAAAUGUCCCAAGCAGCUGAACCUCAUGGGUGGUUUUAUUGUUUACCACGCCACCGGCAGGCAGCCUUUGCUCCACCCAAUUGCAUUGGGACAGAAAAGUUUUCUGCAUUCCCUCAUGGAUGUUACGGCCAGGGGGCAGCCGCAUCCAAUGCAGAACCAGGUUCUGUUGAGAAGCAAUUCCUCGUCUUCGAUCAAUCCGGGAAUCAAACAAGCUUCUUUAUUAGUUCAGUGAUUGCUCCUUCUGUUCAAGUCCAACACCCAAGUUAUAAGAUUCAGAAUCCAUUUGAUACUGAGCUGGCAACUAGUAGAGAUCCAAUUUAUCAAUCUGGGCCUGUUGUCUCUGGUGCAUUGGAUGAGAAUCAUGAAAGUGAUGAUGGAAGUGAAAUGCAUGAAGACACAGAAGAACUAAAUGCUCUACUUUAUUCUGAUGAUGAAUUUGAAGAUACUGAUGGUGGUGAAGAAGAUGAUGAGGUAGCUAGCACGGGUCAUUCCCCUAUUGAAAUGACAGGCCACGAAAAUCAAGAAGAUGAAGCAGAAGAAGAAGUUGCAAGUUCAGGUAGCCCAACUAAGAGGAGGAAACUGCUAAAUGGAGAACAUGAAGCAACAUCUUCAAUCAUGGAUACUGCAAGUUCAGCAAAACCCAAUGGCUUGACGACGUCAUAUUACGAGGACGACGCCCAAUCAAGCUGCAUCAAAGGCAGGGCAGGAGGAAGAGAGAUGGGUUCACUGAAGCGGUCGAGGAAGGAGAAGAUACGGGAGACAGUGAGCAUUCUGCAGAGCAUAAUUCCGGGUGGGAAGGGUAAGGAUGCUGCAUUGGUCCUUGAUGAAGCAAUCCAAUACCUGAGAUCACUAAAGGUUAAAGCCAAAUCUCUUGGGACCUCUACUACUCUCAAGUAAAGGGGAGCUUUACCAGUACUAGUACACUAGUUAGUGGUGGUUGUGUCAUAUGAUCUUAGUGCAGUGUUAGUAUAGUAGUACUAUUAAGUGGAUUUGCUCUCCUGGAUUGAAUUUACCAAAUGUCUGAAAUCCAAAACCAGAGAAAGAGGAAGGGUGGGGAAGUGAAAGACCUAAGAAAGCUGCACUCUGAGUCUUCUACUACUAUUCUAGAUUUGAAAUGAUUGAAGCUGGGAAUCAGUACUAGUUUCUGCAAUUGGAGUCUGCAUCUCUCUCUUUCCCCAAAGCUAGAAAGGAUGAUACCUUAAUAAGGAGUUGAAGUGUUCAUAAGUUCACACGUAUUGGGAAGGGAAAAUGGUGUUUUUGUCUGUUGACCCAGAAAUGAUUAUUACGAGUUGUGGCUCUCUAGGGUUGUGAGAAAGCGAGGCCAGAGGUGUAAGGUGUAGGGUUGGAGUGUGAUGUGGGGUGGGAGCUGUGGGUGACGAGCCGAUGACCCAUGAGGAGUUUGGCUUUGUGUUGGUGGGUGUGGGUCACGGGAUAAGAAGCGUGCAUGCGCGUUUGGUGGAUUGGGUCCCAUUCUCUUUGGCACUCCGUUACCUCCCUUUUUGUUCUCUUUUGGAUCAUGUUGUACUGUUUGAGGCUUUGAGCUUGAGAGUUUGAUGUGGGUUUUGUCUGAAAUUACUCUGCUUUAAAGAGAAAGCGGAAAAAACUUUGGUGUGGGUCCUGUAGGGGGGGCCAUUACAACCAUUAUACUGAGUAUUGUAUGCAUCUUUCCCUUUUUAAUUUUUCUUUCAAUUCCAGUGGGUUAUGAUUAUGAUACUCUUCGAUA